Molecule: messenger RNA, 959 nt
Organism: Silurus meridionalis
Lineage: Eukaryota; Metazoa; Chordata; Actinopteri; Siluriformes; Siluridae
Product: calcium-activated chloride channel regulator 1-like
Exons: 6
Coding region: 21-959 (312 amino acids)
Source: RefSeq, a predicted model, not a curated record
UCCUUUCCUCAGAUGCAGUCAUGGUAAAAAUGCUUGCUGUAAUGGUGUUGUUUCUAUUUGCACUGAAAUCUGCUACAACAAUCAGAUUAGAUGGAAAUGGGUACACAGAUAUUCUGGUUGUCAUUAACCCUGCUGUACCAGAGAAUGAAGAACUUCUAAAUCAAAUCAAGAAAAUGAUUACCAGUGGAUCAGAAUAUUUGUUUGAAGCUUUAGACCAUAAGGUGUUUUUCAAGGAAGUGAAAAUACUGGUACCACCAACCUGGACAUCAGGAAAGUAUGAGAAAGCAACAACAGAAACUUACAAAAAGGGCAAAAUAAGAAUAGACGAAUCAUCUUUACAAUAUGGUAAUGAGCCAUAUACUCAUCAACCAGAAGGAUGUGGACGUGAGGGUGAAUACAUUCAUUUAACCCCAGAUUUCUUGUUAAACAACCAUAUUUCUGAACCAUAUGGACCUAGAGAAAGGGUUUUUGUGCAUGAAUGGGCUCACCUCCGAUGGGGAGUAUUUGAUGAAUAUAAUAAGAAAGAGAAAUAUUACAUUUCUGCUAAUCGGUUUCUACCAACAAGUUGCACUAACAAUCUUUCUGGACAGUGGAAAAAAAUUAUUAAUCAAUCAACUUCUGUACCUUGCGAGUUGGAUGCAUCUGGCGCACUCACACCCGACUGUGAAUUCCUCCCAGAUGCGAUGCAAACUACAAAAUCCUCAAUAAUGUUCAUGCCUAGCAUACAUUCUGUAAAAGCUUUUUGUCAAGAGGAGGAACAUAACUUAGAAGCCCCCAAUGAGCAGAAUAAACAGUGUGGAAAAGCAACACGUACAGUAAUAUUUGAGGACUCGGUAGACAAGGAUGCUCUUCACAAUCUAAAGCCACUGCCAUCUGAUCCAACACCUCCUACAUUCAAAGUCAUACAGAGGGGACCUCGAGUCGUCUGUCUCAUCCUUGAUGUUUUUAUUUUAUUUUAG